CAUAUGAGUCAUUUUUCCAAAUUACUAUUUUUAAUUGUGCAUUGAAAGAAAAAUCUAUUUUAUUGUUUAUACCUUUUUUCUUAUUGAAUUAUUUAUUGUAAAAACUUGAAAAUAAUGAGUUUCUUUGGGAAAAUGUUUGGUGGUAAGAAGGAAGAAGCUCCUUCUACUAGUGAAGCAAUACAAAAGUUAAGGGAAACUGAAACUAUGUUAGUGAAAAAACAGGAGUAUUUAGAAAGCAGAAUUGAACUAGAAUUAGGCAUUGCAAGGAAAAAUGGAACAAAAAAUAAGAGAGCCGCUCUUCAAGCUUUAAAGAGAAAGAAACGAUAUGAAAAACAACUUCAACAAAUUGAUGGAACUCUUUCUACCAUAGAAAUGCAACGAGAGGCUUUAGAAAGUGCUAAUACCAACACAGCAGUCCUUACAACAAUGAAAAAUGCUGCAGAUGCAUUAAAAGCUGCUCAUAAAAAUAUGGAUGUAGAUCAAGUACAUGAUAUGAUGGAUGAUAUUGCAGAACAACAAGAUGUCGCUAGAGAAAUCUCCGAUGCAAUUUCAAAUCCAGUUGCAUUUGGACAAGAUAUAGAUGAUGAGGAUUUAGAAAGAGAAUUAGAAGAAUUAGAACAAGAGGAAUUGGAUAAAGAAUUACUUGGUGUUGGUGGUCCAAGUACUGAAUUACCAGAAGUUCCAACUGAAGAAAUUAAGUCAAAAGAAAAAGAGAAAGAAAAGAAAAAAGAGGUGGCUGCGCCUUCAGACCCCGAUAUGGACCCUGCUAUGAAAGAAUUAAUGGCCUGGGCAGAAUAAUUGAGAAAAUUGAAUAUUUUGUGUUAUUUUGAAUUUCGAAAAAGUGCAGUAUAUUUUAAAAUAGAUACUACGUUAAUGUAAUUUAAAAACAAUAGAAAUAAAUGAAAAUUUUCAAUUUUUUCCAGGUAAUCAAAAAGUGUAUAUACAAAACAUUUUUAAACCAAUAAUUUAAUUUAAAAAGUAAAAUUAAAAGAACAGCUAUGUUAAAUACUGAAAUUAAAAACAUUGCUUAAAAAGUAAUGCAAAAAAUAUAAA
Messenger RNA from Condylostylus longicornis, 1053 nucleotides. RefSeq names its product charged multivesicular body protein 4c (gene shrb). The record is from RefSeq and is a predicted model, not a curated record. Bases 115 to 798 code for a protein of 227 amino acids. Gene Ontology annotation, cellular component: ESCRT III complex; multivesicular body; cytoplasmic side of plasma membrane. The transcript has a single exon. Lineage: Eukaryota; Metazoa; Arthropoda; Insecta; Diptera; Dolichopodidae. Gene Ontology annotation, biological process: late endosome to vacuole transport via multivesicular body sorting pathway; vesicle budding from membrane.